Messenger RNA from Raphanus sativus (radish), 1641 nucleotides. RefSeq lists its product as uncharacterized. Bases 1 to 1641 code for a protein of 546 amino acids. The record is from RefSeq and is a predicted model, not a curated record. The transcript is spliced from 7 exons. Lineage: Eukaryota; Viridiplantae; Streptophyta; Magnoliopsida; Brassicales; Brassicaceae.
AUGGCGUCACUAAACAAGCCAGGCCCGCUUAACGGAGCCGAAUACGAGUCCAUCCGGGAACUUUGGGGAGUUCCGUACGAAGCCGUCAUCGAUUAUCCGAAUGGGGAUACUCCGGAGAAUGUGAGACCGGGGUACUGUGGAGCUUUCAUGUCCCAUUUUCGUGAUGGUUUCAUGUCAUUACCUAUUCCUUCAUUCCUACUCGAGAUUCUAGCGGAGCUGGGAUUGGCGUUUACUCAGAUCACCCUGACCUUCUGGCGUUACGUCUUGACGACGUUCGUUCGGGGCAGAGAGGAAGGGCUGGAGUUUGGCCGCUCAGUUAUUAGCGGCAUUCCUAAUAAAGAUGUCAAUUGGACGGACAAGUUUUUUGUCUUCAAGAUCGACCCGGUGACGGUUGGGGAUUUUGACUUUUCUCGGAUCCCGAUGAAGUGGAAUGAGAACGUUGAGUUGUUUGGCAGCUCGAGUUUGACUCCGGAGUUACGAGUUUUAAUCGCGGCGCUUCGUCGAGGCGAGUGCCAUUGGUCUAGUUUUAACUCGGAAAGGAUUCGUGCUGCUUAUGCUUUGCCUCCUGGCCUUAAUCACGGCGUUCCCAUCCCACUUGCGGAGCCGAUCCGUCCUCGAAGAGAUCAGAAGGGGAAAGGGGUGAAGAGGGUGGAACCUCCUGCGGAACCUUCAGAUGCUAAUUCUGACUCCGUGCCCUUGAAACGGGCUCGGGGGACUCUGGAAAGACGGGUACUUCGAUCGAGCUCCCAGGCUCAGUCUCCGGUUGUUCUGGCUACACCGGUUUCUGUGGUUCGCCUAGUUCGCAGUGACCAACCGGAGUCUCGAGUUCCAGGUGAGACGGAUGCCGGUGGAGAAAUUGCUUCCAAGGUUCAGCGACGUCGUCUAAUUUUGGGGGAGGAGACGUCCGGAGAUCCCAGCGCAUCGAGCUCGGAGCCUUCGAAGCAAGACCCAGGAGAGGGUACUUCACGGCUUAGACCGAUCAAUCUUCUUUCGGAUUAUCGGAGUGGCUCUCCGAUGACGUUCUCGUAUGACGUCGAUGCUCCGAUUCUGGAGAAUCCUGAACAACUUGCAUCCAUCUGGCGAAAAUUAAGGAAUCCUUCUUGCGAGCUCCCUCCCUUGGAACAUAUGCGAGGUCGUGAUGCUUAUGUUCAGAUGGCUGUUGCAAAUGACAAGGCUAUGGAGGAUAACAACGAGUACGCUGCUUUGAUGAAAGAGCGGUUGUCGAGCGAGCAGCAGCGAGCGAAGGAGGUCGAAGACCUGAAGGUGCUACUGACGGCUAGUGCAGCGGAGAAGGUCACGCUUGAGGGGGACCUUGAAUCUUUGAAGACGAAGUUUAAGCGAGAGGCUGAGUUGCGAGAAAAGCGGCUCGAAGGGAGAGGCGAGCUGCUUGCGAGGGAGACUAUCCGGAGGAGGAAAGCGGAAAGCGCUGCGGAGAUACGCUUGCAAGAGGUUCGUGCGAAGAUCGAGGCUUUAACUGAAUACGGGGAAGGCGAUUUUGAUCUCGAGGAGGAGCUGGAUCGUCUUAAGAGCCUGGAGACGUCGGUGGAGAUCGAUUAUGGCCUGCCUGUGGUGUCGGAUGACUCUCUUAGGGGUCUCGACCUUCCUCAGGUCUCUGGUGAUUUGGUCAAUCAAGGAGGUUGA